Molecule: messenger RNA, 3505 nt
Organism: Spodoptera litura
Lineage: Eukaryota; Metazoa; Arthropoda; Insecta; Lepidoptera; Noctuidae
Product: glutamate receptor ionotropic, kainate 2
Biological process (GO): monoatomic ion transport
Cellular component (GO): membrane
Molecular function (GO): ligand-gated monoatomic ion channel activity; signaling receptor activity
Source: RefSeq, a predicted model, not a curated record
UUUACAUACAAAACUUAAACUCAGCAACGUAAACGAAUAAUAACAGUUACCAACGCACAACGCUACGACAACGGAACAAAAUCGAUAGAACAACCCUAGUAUUAUAAAAGAGGGGUGAGGUUAAGAUGUCGCAACCCCAUUCUUAAUACCAUUGCAAUAUCAACCUUAUGAACAAUGUAAUAAGUUACAGAAUACUAUGUAAACAUAGAAUUAACUUUACAUAACUAUAUCUAGGUUGUAGGCCAUGAAAUAAUCAGUAACUUUCAUAAAAACGAUGGGAACAGACGCGUUUUAGGCCGAACGCGUCGCCUCAACCAAGCAAGCUAGCAACAAAAAAAAAAGAUUAAAAAAAAUGUGCCUCAUAACGAUUCGCGCGAAAAUAAUUUGACGUUUUAAUUUUUUUCGUGUGUAAAAAGAUUUUCUUGUGGAAAAUGGAGACGUCUCGUAUGUUUUGUGUGCUAUAGUAAUGUCCGCGUGUGAUUCUUUGGUGAAAAAUAUUGUGGUGAUUAAGAAUUAAUGAUUAUAAGUCUGUGGGAUCGUGGAUGGACCAUUUGAUGGUGGUGUGGACAUCGUCAAGGGCUGACGAUGAGGCAGGAUGUGGUCAGAGUGGUGGUGUGUCAUGCUAACGCUGAAUACUGUGGUGGCUCUCUCUCCGGUGGUUAAAAUAGGCGCGGUGUUCACGGAAGACGCAAGAGGUGGUAGCACGGAGCUGGCCUUCAAGUACGCUGUCUACAGGAUCAAUAAAGAAAGGACUCUUCUGCCGAACAGCACGCUGGUGUACGAUAUUCAGUACACACCUUCACGGGAUAGCUUCAAGACUUUCAAGAAAGCGUGUGCUCAAAUCCAGUCGGGUGCAGUGGCCAUUUUCAGUGGCGUGGGUCCACUGCUGGGCAACACGUUAGACCACAUGAGUAUCAGUCUGCAUGCUCCACACCUAACUGUUGGACCUUUUACUCCUGAGAAUUUGAACCAUACAUUCACAAUAAACCUGUACCCACCAAGGGACCUCCUAACGAAGGCGUUUGCCGAGUUCCUCUCAUAUCUAAACUGGACGAGGAUGGGAGUCAUCUACGAAGAUUAUGGAUAUGGUGAACUAAAUAUCUUAGAUAUAGCAAAAGACGGCAGAGACAUGUAUACAGUAAGGUGUCGGGAUGCGAAGGAAUAUAGACGAGGACUAGCGUUGUUGAAGGCGCAAGAUAUUGAUCAUAUUGUGGUCGAUACAGACCCGAAGAGGGUGAGGCAGCUAGCGAGGGCUAUUCUUCAGCUGCAAAUGAAUAAUGAGAAUUAUCAUUACGUCUUCACUUCGUUUGACUUCGAGCUUUUUGACAUGGAAGACUUUUAUUACAACCGUGUCAACAUGAGCGGCUGGAGGCUGGUAGACAGAGACUCUGAUAAAGUCAAGGAGUCUCUCCAAGUCAUGGAGAAGUUCCAUCCUAUUGGAGCUUCCAUCAUCAGUGGGGGACAUAUUAAGACGGAACCAGCUCUCCUGUACGACGCUGUUCAGAUCCUGUGCCAGGCUCUCGCCAUCACUGAAGACUUCCACCCAGGAAACGUGUCCUGUGAUAAAGAUAUACCUUGGAACCACGGGAAAACUAUUUAUGAUAAUAUUAAUAAUAUCCAAGCGCACGGCCUAACAGGACCAAUAGAAUUCAAGAAUGGAGUGCGAACGAAUUUCCACCUCCAGCUCAUGAGGCUAACUGGUGGGGAGAAGGGGGGGAUGGUGGUCUCUGGACAUUGGACCCCGGGGGAGGGGCUGGCCAUUACAGACCCCGCCGCGUACACUAGGGACCCGCCACCGAAUGUUACUUUGACUGUGGUUACUGUUGAAGAAAAGCCCUACGUGAUGGUGAAAGAAGGCUGGAACUUGCAAGGGAACGCUCGAUUCGAAGGUUUCUGCAUAGACCUUCUCGCCAGGGUCGCUGCAAGAGCUGGUUUCCACUACCGUCUUCGGCUGGUUCCUGACAAUAUGUAUGGAGCUAGAGACCCUGAUACUGGACACUGGAAUGGCAUUGUUAGGGAGCUCAUGGAUAGGAAAGCUGAUAUAGCAGUGGCGUCGAUGACAAUAAACUACGCGAGGGAAGCUGUCAUAGAUUUCACGAAGCCUUUCAUGAAUCUUGGAAUCGGAAUAUUGUUUAAGGUCCCCACCUCCCAACCGACUCGUCUCUUCAGCUUCCUGAACCCUCUUGCUAUAGAGAUCUGGCUGUAUGUCCUCGCUGCGUAUAUUCUCGUGUCAUUUACGCUGUUUGUCAUGGCGCGGUUUUCACCAUAUGAAUGGUCUACCAGCACCCACGUUUGCGGUCAUGAGACGAAACUCCUGACGAACCAGUUCAACGUCUGCAACUCCUUCUGGUUCAUCACUGGCACCUUCCUGAGGCAAGGGUCUGGGCUGAACCCGAAGGCGACCUCCACCCGCAUAGUAGGUGGGAUAUGGUGGUUCUUCACCCUGAUCAUCCUGUCUUCGUACACUGCCAACCUGGCCGCCUUCCUCACUGUAGAGCGGACAGUACUGCCCAUACAGAGCGCUGCUGACCUCGCCGCGCAGACCAGUAUACAAUAUGGAACCCUUAACGGAGGAUCCACUAUGUCAUUUUUUAGGGACUCCAACAUAGAUAUAUACCAGAAGAUGUGGCUACAUAUGUCGAGUGCGUCCCCCCCAGCGCUAGUGUCCUCAUAUGAGGAGGGAGUCAGGAGGGUCCUCGCAGGAAACUAUGCAUUCCUCAUGGAGUCCACCAUGUUGGACCAUAGAGUCCAGAGGGAUUGUAAUCUGACGCAAAUUGGGGGACUGUUAGAUUCUAAGGGUUACGGCAUAGCAACCUGGAAAGGCAGUCCAUGGAGAGACAAGAUCUCACUAGCUAUCCUGGAACUACAGGAGAAAGGAGUAAUCCAAAUAUUGUAUGACAAAUGGUGGAAGAAUACGGGAGAUGUCUGCAAUAGAGACGGAAAAGACAGCAAGGCUAAUCCUUUAGGAGUACAGAACAUUGGUGGAGUAUUCGUUACUCUACUCUGUGGCUUGGCUCUGGCGAUAGUAGUCGCGAUACUCGAGUUCUGCUGGAACACGAAGAAGAACGCAAGCCAGGGGAGACAGUCACUGUGCAGUGAGAUGGGACAGGAGCUACGGACAGCGAUGCGAGGUGGUUCCUCCAGUAGAACAGUGCUUCGACCUGGAUGUUCCAGGUGCUCGCCAGCCACACAUGUGCCUCCAUCUUCUUCUAGAUACCAGUCCCGCAGUAGCAGCGUGGAGUUGAAGGAGCUCCGUUGGUCGUAGCGGCGCGGCGGGCGCGGGCCUGCCUCCGCGCCCGCCUCGCCCGCGCGACAUAUUCCGCCGCCACCGUUACACUGUAAUUCAGUCGGUUCUUUAAGAAGAACGACAUCCUACGUGCUGAAGGAGCCUUGCGAGAAGAAACAUGUUCAAAUUAUCGCAUAACCUUCAAAACAGGUUUACAAAACGAGUGUGUAAACUAAAUAAACUAAAAAAAGGCCUACAAAUGUAAAAUUAAAUGUAAAC